Histoplasma mississippiense is the source of this 3048-nucleotide messenger RNA. RefSeq lists its product as hypothetical. Gene Ontology annotation, cellular component: SAGA complex; SLIK (SAGA-like) complex. The record is from RefSeq and is a predicted model, not a curated record. The transcript is spliced from 6 exons. NCBI's taxonomy places the organism in Eukaryota, Fungi, Ascomycota, Eurotiomycetes, Onygenales, Ajellomycetaceae. The coding region runs from base 1 to 3048 and encodes 1015 amino acids. Gene Ontology annotation, molecular function: structural molecule activity; protein heterodimerization activity. Gene Ontology annotation, biological process: regulation of transcription by RNA polymerase II.
AUGUCUAUCGGUCAACACCACAACUGGCUCCUACCAGGUCAUCUCCGACCGCCUGAUGACCACCAUGAUCCCCACCCUUCCACCAAUGGCCUCUCAAAAGUUCCAUCACGACCCCGUACUCCUCAGUUGCGAUUCCGCGGUAUCGCAGACGGGUCGCAAUCUGGAAAUAUGAUAUCUGAUGCGGACACCAUCCCGGAAGAAGACCCGCGCAUUGCGUCCUUUCGAGACUGCUAUCAGAAAGGCGAAGCGAAAAUUAGCGCAUUAUUUAAUUUUGGAAAAGCUUCAGAUCCCGGGAACAAUGAACCUGGAGCUCUUCAGGGUGCCGAGGAAACUAGUAUCGCAGCCGACGGCCAGGUGCAAUCUUCAGCUCCAGCCCGAAAGGCAGCUCGCAAACUAGACGAAGAUGAUUAUGACGACUACGACGACGACGAUGAAAGCGAAAGCGUUCCUCCGGCUCCCUCCCCCCUUAUCAUACCGAAGCCCACCCCUGCUCGAUCAGAACCUAACACCCUUCCUUCACCGCCACAAAAACCGUCGAUCGCCCUUAAAACCUCAGAAACUCAGAAAGACCCAAGGAAACAGUCAUUAGAAGAUAUCCGCAAAAAAUUAGAGGAGGAUAAAAAGGCAACCGAGGAGGCUGCAAGACGAAACUUCCAUACCGUGUUUUAUACCCUAGAGAAUGACCGGGAUGCUAUGCUGGACCAGCAAAGGCUAGAGGAAUCUGAGAGACAAGUCGAGGCGGAAAUGUCCGGGCAAGGGGCCAACAGUGCAAAUUCCGCUAAUGCUACAACCUCUGGCCACGGAACCUUGAGCAGCGCGAACCUUGGCGCCUCAAGCCUGACACUAAAGAACCUAAUUGCGCGAAUUGAUAUGAAACGCAGUGAAGUCCAAGCUUCGGAUGCUGAGCUUCGAAGUCUGAUGAGCGAAGUAAGGAAAAACCGGAGUAAAUGGGCGAGCGAGGAGAAGGUAGGUCAGGAGGAGCUUUAUGAAGCUGCGGAAAAGGUCCUUAGCGAGUUGAAAGCUAUGACAGAGCAUUCUAGCGCUUUCUUGACGAGAGUGAAUAAACGGGAAGCACCUGACUACUAUAAUAUUAUCAAACGACCAAUGGACCUAGGGACAAUGACUAAAAAACUCAAGGCGGUCCAAUAUAAGUCGAAACAGGAGUUCGUCGAGGAUCUCAAUCUCAUAUGGACUAACUGUCUAAAGUACAACGCCAAUCCGGAACAUUUCCUCCGAAAACAUGCCCUUUAUAUGAGAAAGGAAACCGAGAAGCUUGUCCCUUUAAUACCAGAUAUCGUUAUUCGGGAUCGUGCUGAGGUUGAAGCUGAGGAACGAAGACUUCAAUUGGCCGAGCUCGAUGGCGCCGAAGAGAGCGACGAUGAGCCGAUUAUGUCAUCUAGAGGUCGCAAAGCUCCCGGAAUGAAAUCGAAAAAGGGCAUAGGAACUGGUAGAACAGCUCCCGGAAGCCGACCUGAAGCUACACCGGGGGCGGAGAAUAAAACUCAAGGAGGGACCGCAGUGGGUGCUGAAUUUGAUACGGCUCUUGAGGGAAGUCAGAAUGGAUUCUCGACCCCCCCUCCUGGCACAUUGACUCCUCUUGGUUCAAAUGGUCUUGGUCCUGGUGCAGCUGGAAGCCAAGGUGAUGCCAUGGACAUCGAUGCAUUUGGUGUCCCUGUCAACUCAAGCGCGUUGUCGCGUCCAAUGAUCGAUUUUGAAGACCCUGAAUAUAAAAUAUGGAAACAAGUUACUAAAAAAGACAGGGCCCUUCUCGCCGCCGAACGACAUCGACUUUUCAAAGAGGACAAGCUGAAUGCCGAUGAGCCAGCUUUGCUGAGAUCGAAGGCUGGGAUGAGGCGAUGGCUCCGAAACCAAAGACCAGCCACAGAGGAAAGCGACAGGCUUGAUAUUGCUGGCCCACAGUCUAAAGAGGUGGAGACUACUGGGGAGACGUUGGCAGAAGGGAUUGAGGUGGAGGAAGAUAAAAUGCUGCCUGACUACUACGAUACGAUGUCGGGGAUUCCGGACCUCCCUGAACAGUUACAUCCUUCGGAAGAGUUUCUUAGAAUUCUCCCCAAAGGCUAUUUCACGGCACCCAAGAGCAAAUUCUCCAAAAAAAUGGACGCGAACAUGCGUCAAAUGCAGGAAACAAGGAAAGUCUGCUCGAAAAUAGGAAUCGUUAAGCAGAUGCAGCUCCAAUCGCAGAUGUAUCAAAAUCAAUUCCAGAAAUACAACCCAGAGCCCUUUGUGGAGCAGGAUGUUCCAACUCAUGUGAUGAAUGACGAUGGACCCGUCAUAAGUCCAUGGGUCUGUAGAGCAGCCCUUCAGCGCUCUGUUGGAAAAAUCUUCUAUAAUGCUGGGUUCGAGGAGUAUCAGCCAUCUGCACUUGAUGCUGUUACGGAUGUCGCAGCUGAUUUCUUCUAUAAAAUUGGGUCCACUCUUAAGACAUACAUGGAAUCCCCCAAAAUCCCACGAACCGAGCAAUCUACGGUGUCCUCCGAAUGGAAAUCACCUUAUAUGGCAGAAGAGAUGAUCCUACAUACGCUUCAAUCUGUUGGGACAGAUGUAGAAUCGCUCGAAAGCUACGUCAAGGAGGAUGUAGACCGGCUUGGUCAGAAACUCAGCAUCAUACAUGAACGAAUGAAGAGUCAUCUUACUGAACUGCUUCGGCCGGCUUUUAGCGAUACGACUGGCGAUGGAUCCAGCGCUUUCAAUGAUGGGAGCGAGCAAUUUGUUGGCGGUGAUUUCGCAGAGGACAUAGAUGAGGAUUUCUUUGGAUUUAAAGAGCUGGGCCUUGAUAAAGAGUUUGGACUUGCCAGUUUGAGUGUACCACUCCACCUGCUCCAGAACCGGAUGUAUAGUGCUCACCAAGCACAGAAUACUAGUAAUAUGUGUAUAACUUACUAUUCGUUGUGUUUACAGCUCGUCACAAGCUUCUGCUGCAUUGUUUCCGCCGCCGCCUCCUUACCCACGCAUAUCCCUUCAAACACUCCCUUCGCAAAUCGGAUUGAGACCAACAGCCGCAAGGCCGCGAGUACCCGCAUCCGGUAA